Molecule: messenger RNA, 3857 nt
Organism: Osmia bicornis bicornis
Lineage: Eukaryota; Metazoa; Arthropoda; Insecta; Hymenoptera; Megachilidae
Product: protein Star-like
Exons: 6
Coding region: 892-1914 (340 amino acids)
Source: RefSeq, a predicted model, not a curated record
GGUACCGGGCAUAUACCGCUUGCAUUUCCCUUCGCCGUUCUUGAAACGUUCCUCUCGUUGGAAAAACUAUCGCCGACGACGACCUUCUGGCAUUUCCCUAGACGAUUCUGUCUCUCGGUCGCGUCUGCACCCGGUGAAACGAGCGCGCGAGUGGGAGACGUUUAAGUGAACGAUCGUCUGAGCUGGAAUAAGAGACGAACGGAGAUAGAUAGAAAAACAGACGAGGAAAGAAAUAAAAGAGGGAAGAAGCGACAGGGACGCCUUGUGUAUCGUGUGGCGCUCUGCACUGCGACAUUCGACGACAACGCACGCUUCUGACGCUUACUAUCCUAGCCGGCUAAUCAACUUUCGUAAACCAUCUUCCGCGCGGCUCGUUUCGCGAUCGUUUUUCUUCUCGACUCCUUCGACCUCGAGCCAGUCGAUCUAUCGCCACUCCGUUCGGUGGGAAGUUCGAUUCGAUCCUCGGCAAAACAUCAGCCUCGAAUCGGCUCGUCUCCGAUUCGAACAAAAGAGCACCGUUCAGGAAAAGUGAAAACGUUCGACUGCUGUUCGGAAUUCAUCAUUCUAUCGUGAUCGGUUUAUAAUAGAAGAAAAAAAAAAAGAAUACCGUGUAGCGUUUGUUGCGCUUGCCCGUCGGACUGUAAACAGAGGUUGCUCGCGAGCAGUGAAACGCUCCCGUUCCCGACGCCACUUUUAUCGUCGAGGAACGAACCGACGCUUACCAGCCUGCUGCCGAAGCACUGAGAAAGGAAAAUACGCUUCGCUGAGUGCAGUGUCCGCGACAACGAACCGUCGACAGAGGAUGUGCAGGCUGCCCUCGUGAAACAGGCCUGGCCGAUGCCUUCCGGACAAAGAUCGUGUCACGAACGGCAUGUGAAACGAGCCACGUGAAUGUUGUGCGCAAGUGAAUCUUCAUAUCCGCCCGGCGAAUUAUUCUGGACCGGCAUGGAUCCCGUCAAAGCCAAAAUGGCCCCCACAGGGAUGCCACCAGUCACCGGUGUCCUCCAGCCGCCAGCGGGUUCAACAUUGACGGGAACAACGAUAGCGAACUACAAAAAAAGUUGGUGGAGAAGAGUGGCCCCCUGCUUGGCCUUUCUUGCCGCUUUUUCCACUGCAAUGGCACUGCUCCUCGUCUGGAGCGAAGCUGCGGCUUUGAGGAGGCAGGCGUUUGACGCCAACAUGACGAGGGACUAUGUGUUGAACAGCGUCUCGAUGGACAAUCCGGAAUUGGUUGCAUACAUCAGGGAGGUCCAAUUGAAAGCCACCACGCAACAAGAUCCAUUGAACGCGACCCAGACCUCGGAGGAGAGGUACGUGUCCAGCCUGACGGAAGGAAAACGCGAAGGGUUAUACGUGGAGUACAUUAGCAGGAUAGGAGCUGUCUCUAGUACAGGCUGGCUGGAGAGGAACUUGAGCUGGAGAGGCGUGUUGAUCCUCACCGAUCCCAGAAGCUUCUUCGAGGCUCACAGGAGCACGAGGAAUCCAAAAACUAGAGUCCUUCAUGCGUGUCUUAGUACAGAUAAGGAUACCAAAGAGAUUACUUAUCAUCAAGAAUCUGAAGUUCAAGUUACCAAGUUGGGGGAGGGUCCGAAUAGUCUCGUGUCGUCGGACGAGGGACUGCCAACCACCAGAUUGAAAUGUUUCCCUUUGUAUAGCGUGUUAUUGGCCUACAGUGCCACCACCUUGGAUUACCUGAGUCUGGAUAGCCCUGAUGCCCAAGAUGGCCAGGUCCUCGAUACGAUUCCCUGGGACACAACUAGGAUAUCCGUCUUGUCCAUACGUUGGAGUCCUCAUCAUAGCGAAACGGAGACGAAAAGUCUGAUCGAUAAGAUGACUAGCAGAAGAUACAAAUUGAUGUACACGACGGACACCGGGAAAUUGAUCUUCUUGUACAACGCGUUGCUUAAGAUUUAGAUCCUUGACUUAGGAUGCUUUCAACCCUGGACAGUUCUACGUUCAUCUACGUGGCUUUAUUUUAAUUAACAGAAGCUCGUAUCGCGAACGGGAAAUAUUUUGUUUCGAAGAAAUCAAAGAUCGUUCACGUAGAUUCUUCUACUCAUUAAACGAAACGUGAUCGUAGAAAAGGUCGCGAUUUCGUUGGCGAGGAUCACGCGAAUCUUUUUGAACGUAGCUUUUAUUUUUCGUGGAAAUAUACACAGGUUUCUUUUCGCGUACGUGCCUGGCACACGUCGAAUCGUAGAACAAGCCAAGAUUUUCUUAUUUUGUUCAAUUGGUACGCGUACUGGAACAGGAACUAAUUUUUAUUUAGCCGUCGAUCGAACGAAUGGGUGACAAAGACUGAGAGAAUUAUUAUUUUUUUUUUCCUGAAGCAUCGUCAUACUUAAAAGGCAAAUUUGUUCGUGCUCGGUCUCUUGCGAGAGGUUCGCCUUAAACCAAAACGAAGGAACGAACGAUAGAAAGAAAUAAUCGUAUUUAGUUUCGUACAUGUGUUUUAGCGUAGGUUCGUUUUAAGCAUCACAUAUGAAGACAUUUUACGAACUAUGUAGAUUUUAAAAUAUUUGUCAAAGAAGCGACAGACUCGUGGACCGUUUCUCUUCCCACCAAAAUUGAUCUUCAACAGCGGGUAAACGAGUACUGUCGCAGUGAUAAUUAAUGAGUUACUCUGAUUACCUAUAUCACGGGCCUUAUUAGCACGUAAGUCGAUAUUUAACUAAGAUAUUGUAGAAAAAUCGGUAAACUAUGUUCGCUUUGCUCGUUGCAAGGGUUAAGAUGAAAAUAAAAUAAGCUCUUUAAUGUUUGCGGUCAAAAUUACUAAUACUAGUCAUUCUCUAAUUACCACCUUGUCUAUUUACUUUUCAUGCUAAUCAAGAUAUCACCUUCGUUCUAUCAUAAUUCGGUAGUAAUAUCUCAUCAGUUUCAUUUCCCAAUUUAAGCUCUUCAUUUGUUACCUUGCAUAAUUAGAAUAAUAUUAAUAAUACCAAUCGUCGCAAUAACCAACUUCAUUGAUAAUUCCUUCCAUUAUCUAAUACUUUUUUCACUUCAAUCCCAAACGAAACUUUCUUUCAUAUCGAUAAGUAAAAAAAGUGACCCGGUAAAGAGCAAAGUGAAGAGAGUUUACGAUAACGUUCCAAUGAACGCAUCUCACACGCAACAACAAUACAAUGACAGCGCGACAUUUAAUUACGGAUAAAGUUCACAGGGUUUAUCGGGCCAUUUUGCACGAUUACCGAUCGAAACGCGGAUUUAUUUUCAGCCGGCAGAUCACCGUUUAGUUUGAUAAUUACGCUCGAACGAGGAGAAACUAUUAUCGUUCCUACUUUGAUAGAGAACGCUCGUCGUCGAGAGGUAUUUGUAUUCGAGCAGAUACGAGUUUAAUACAUCCAAUACCGUUUACGAUACGACCCGUGACCCGUUACUAUCGAAGCCAUUUCGACAUUACGCGCUGUUAUGCUGCAUUUAAGCGCACGUGUACCUAUUCAUGCACCUGCAUACACGUUCCCUUUGUAGAUGCACCCGGUUGCAGUUUAGGCUUCUUUUGAUCAACCCAUUAAUUCUCAAUAAUUUUGCUAAAUUUUGGGGAUUAAUGGGUUGAUAAUAAGCUUCCUAAUCCAAGGAAAGCUCCUAUCAAAUUCUCCUUCAUUUCCUGUUAACUAAAGGAAGCCCAAGCUGCACAAGACCAUACUUACAAGGUUCAAAUAUCAAUCACUGUUCCUUCCGAUUGUUCAGUUCAAAUGGCAAGCACGUGUAUACUUUUCUUAUUUUUCUUACUCCGCCAUAGCCGCGUCUCUGACAAUGUGCACUUCUUGAUCACAGAGAGAAUGCGUUUUUGUACCGUUUAUUCCGAGAGAAAUGAACAUGGAUUCUUUUGAAAAGCAAUAAAGGUAGAUAUUUUGCAA